AUGGAGGGGCCGGAGGAGGGGCAGAAAGUCACUCGCAGGGCGGGCGCGGGUGCAGCCAUGACGUCGCGCUCCAUGGCUAGCCGCCGCGCCUGCGAGUCUGCGCACUCGGCGCCCGCAGACCUGAGCCACGACCAUCCACGCGACGUAUAUCAACUAAGAUAUAGACAGACAGAAGAUACAGGCUGGCAGGGUAUAGCAGAGGACAAGCUUCUCGGAGUAAACAAUGGCUUCUUGCGCGCCAGCGUCUCAGCAGCACGUAUCCCGGAGUCUCUCAUGGCGCACUCAGACGAAGAGUACAGUGCCGCGGGCUCGGAGGACGAGCUGGACGAGAAUCUCGAGGAGGAGGACGAGGACGAAGACGAUGUCGAUGUUGACGUGCGUACGGCUGGCGGCCGGCGGAGAGACCGGGGCAGGGCCAGCAGGAGCAAGAAGAAAAAGAAGAAGCGCGACGGAGCAGAGUGGGAGGUAGCCAGGACGUGGGAGACGCUGGUCGAGGGCGCGGACGGGACUAUCAGUGCGACUGUAGAUGGGCUGCUGGAAGCUGGCAAGAGGAAGCGGUUGCUUAAAGAUACUACACCCUUACAGCGAGGUAUCAUUCGACAUCUCAUACUCGUUCUCGAUCUUUCCUUUGCCAUGGCGGAGAAGGACCUUCGGCCGACCAGAUACCUCCUCACGCUCCGGUAUGCGCAAAAGUUCGUGCUCGAGUUCUUUGAGCAAAACCCCAUCUCCCAGCUGGGUAUCAUGGGCAUGAGGGACGGGGUUGCAGUGCACAUCAGUGAUAUGAGCGGGAACCCGACAGAACACAUACUAUCCCUCCAUGCGUUGCGGUCAGAGGACCCAAAGGGCCUGCCGAGCUUGCAGAACGCCCUCGAGAUGGCCCGCGGAUCCCUAUACCAUACUCCAACACACGGCACACGAGAAGUCCUGAUCGUCCUCGGUGCCCUCCUCUCCUCAGACCCAGGAGACAUCCACCAGACAAUCACCUCCCUGAUCGCCGACAAGGUACGGGUAGGCAUCAUCGGUUUGGCCGCCGACGUAGCCAUCUGUCGCGAGAUUUGCGCCAAAACAAACGACGGCAAUGACUCCAGCUACGGCGUCGCCAUCGACGAGAAACAUCUCUGGGACCUCCUGCUGGCCGUCACCACUCCACCGGUAACUUACUCCCAGCGCUACUCGUCCAGUUCCCUCCUGAUGAUGGGCUUCCCUUCACGCACCGUAGAAUCCUUCCCGUCGCUCUGUGCAUGCCACUCCAAACCCGUCAGAGGCGGCUACAUGUGUUCCCGGUGCGGAAGUAAAGUAUGUUCGCUACCUGCCGAAUGUCCAACCUGCGGCCUCACGCUUAUCCUCUCCACCCAUCUGGCGCGAUCAUACCACCACCUCUUCCCGCUGAUCAACUGGGUCGAGGUUCCGUGGAAGCGAGCGUCGAGAAGUAUCAGCUGUUUCGCAUGCGGCAAUGCCUUCCCUCCCGUCCCGCCGCGAGAGAGAUGGGACAGACGAGAAGGAUCCGUCAAGGGUAUGAGCGUCAGUAGCAGAUACGAAUGUACAGUGUGUCAGCACCAUUUCUGCAUCGACUGUGACGUCUUUGCUCAUGAAGUUGUGCAUAACUGUCCCGGCUGCCAGAGUGGUAAGCCCAUGGGUGCUGGUCUGGCUGCUGAAUCGGCGGCAGAGUCUCAUGCAAACGGCCACCUUCAAUCUAGCAACGGUGGAGAUGCAAUGGAUACUGGCUAG
This is a messenger RNA of Arthroderma uncinatum, 1728 nucleotides long. Its product is annotated as suppressor of stem-loop protein 1. The transcript has 4 exons. Gene Ontology annotation, molecular function: zinc ion binding. NCBI's taxonomy places the organism in Eukaryota, Fungi, Ascomycota, Eurotiomycetes, Onygenales, Arthrodermataceae. Gene Ontology annotation, biological process: nucleotide-excision repair; regulation of transcription by RNA polymerase II; DNA-templated transcription. The record is from RefSeq and is a predicted model, not a curated record. Gene Ontology annotation, cellular component: transcription factor TFIIH holo complex; transcription factor TFIIH core complex. Bases 1 to 1728 code for a protein of 575 amino acids.